AUGAUUGUGGACUUCAGGAAGAGCACUGUCCCCCCGCCCCCACCCUCCGUGAUGGACUCCCCCAUCACCUCUGUGGAGUCCUUCCGUUUCCUGGGCACCACCAUCACCCAGGACCUCAAGUGGGAGCCGACCAUCAGCUCCCUCAUCAAGAAGGCCCAGCAGAGGAUGUACUUCCUGCGGCAGCUCAGGAAAGCCAAGCUGCCUGCACAGAUGUUGGUGCAGUUCUACACGGCCAUCAUCGAGUCCAUCCUCACCUCCUCCGUCACCGUGUGGUUCGCUGGAGCCACAGUCAGGGACAAACAGAGACUACAGCGCAUUGUGCGCUCUGCAGAGGAAGUGAUCGGCCGCAGCCUUCCAUCGCUGCAGGACCUCAAGAGGAAAAAGAGGAGGGAGCGAAAGGACUCUCGUUGCGAAACCUCCAGCAUUUCUCUGGGAAGCAGCGGGACUGUGGCCCCUCUGUCCUGGGUCUGUGUUCGGAUCUCUGGAGUCAUGUAUCGGCGGCCGCUUCAGUCCGCCGUGAAAAGCAUAGUCAAAGUGACUGCCUCCAGAGCUUACGGAAAGGUAUUGGAAGAAGGUUCCUCUGCCGGAGUUUCAGUUGCGUACCAGUUCAGAGUUCCUCUUCCCUCUUCAGCACCAUGUCGGACACUACACAGCACCUCUCAGCUCCUUCAUGUAAAACAAACUCACCAACACACAGAGGAAGAAGUGGGUGCCUUCACAAAGCUCAUUGAGGCAAUGGGUUUCACGGGGCCUCUCAAGUACAACAAGUGGAAAAUCAAGAUCGCUGCCCUGCGCAUGUACACCUGCUGUGUAGAGAGAAUCAAUUAUGAUGAUUUCUUUGAAAAAUGUGCCCUGCCGGACACACUCAACUCCUGGUUCCUGGUCGCACAGUUACAUGUCUGGAUGUGCUUGGUGCGGAUGCGACAGGAGGGCAGAGAAGGAAAAUACAUGUGUCGUUACGUUGUUCACUCCAUGUGGGAGGAUGUGGAGCAGAGGAGCAAGAUCAUGGGGAUUGAUGCCAGCCAAAGAAAAGAAGCAACAAAAGCCAUGACAGAGACUUUCUAUGCUGCAAUAUUUGGAUACGAUGAGGGGAUUCUCUCGGACGACAGUGUUCUGGCUGCAGCUCUGUGGAGGAACCUGUUCAACUGUCAGUGUGAGGAUCCCCAACAGCUGGAGCUCAUGGUGGAGUACGUCCGCAAACAGAUGCAGUUCAUUGAUGCCUUGGAUGGGGGUGACCUGCUGCUCACAGGAGAGGUCAAGUGGCGCCCCCUGGUGGAGGAGAAUGCUCAGAGUAUUCUCAAGGUGACCACGCCGACGUACAACGACACUGGCCUCUGA
Messenger RNA from Knipowitschia caucasica, 1338 nucleotides. The record is from the annotation of a GenBank genome assembly. NCBI's taxonomy places the organism in Eukaryota, Metazoa, Chordata, Actinopteri, Gobiiformes, Gobiidae.